AUGGAGUUCGUCCAAUUCCACCCAACUGGAAUAUAUGGAGCUGGAUGUCUUAUCACUGAGGGAUCCCGUGGAGAAGGAGGUUAUUUGGUCAACUCUGCUGGAGAACGUUUCAUGGAGCGUUAUGCACCAGUCGCCAAGGAUCUUGCCUCCCGUGAUGUUGUCUCCCGCUCAAUGACUGUCGAGAUCAUGGAAGGACGUGGAGUUGGACCAGACAAGGAUCACAUCUACCUUCAACUUCACCAUCUCCCAGCUGAGCAACUUCAACAGAGACUUCCAGGAAUCUCUGAGACCGCUAUGAUCUUUGCUGGAGUUGAUGUCACCAAAGAACCAAUUCCAGUUAUUCCAACUGUUCACUACAAUAUGGGAGGAGUUCCAACCAACUACAAGGGACAAGUCAUCAGCUACUCAUCUGAGAAGGGAGAUCAAGUUGUGCCAGGACUCUACGCUGCUGGAGAGUGCGGAGCUCACUCUGUGCACGGAGCCAACCGACUUGGAGCCAACUCUCUUCUCGAUUUGGUUAUCUUUGGAAGAGCUUGUGCUAUUGACAUCCUCAAAAACACGUCCGCUGGAGUCGGAGUCCCAGAGCUUCCAAAGAACGCCGGAGAAGCAUCGGUCGCCAACUUGGACAAGCUCCGCUUUAACAACGGAGACAUCUCCACCGCCGAGCUCCGUCUUAGCAUGCAGAAGUCUAUGCAAAAGCACGCCGCCGUCUUCCGUCGUGGAGAUAUCCUCAAGGAGGGAGUCAACAUUCUUUCCAAACUCUACAAAGAUCAAGUUCACCUCAAGGUUGCUGAUAAGGGACUUGUCUGGAACUCGGAUCUUGUCGAGACCCUCGAGCUCCAAAACUUGCUUAUCAAUGCCACUCAAACCAUCGUUGCUGCUGAAAACCGAGAGGAAUCCCGUGGAGCUCACGCCCGUGACGACUUCCCAGACAGACUCGACGAGCUCGACUACAGCAAACCAACCGAAGGACAAACGAAGAAGGAGUUCAAGGAUCACUGGCGCAAGCACUCGAUCAUCAGAUCGAACAUUGAGACCGGAGACGUCUCCCUCGACUAUCGUCCAGUCAUCGACACCACACUCGACAAAAGCGAGACCGACUGGGUGCCACCAAAGGUCCGCUCUUACUAA
Molecule: messenger RNA, 1131 nt
Organism: Caenorhabditis remanei
Lineage: Eukaryota; Metazoa; Nematoda; Chromadorea; Rhabditida; Rhabditidae
Exons: 3
Coding region: 1-1131 (376 amino acids)
Biological process (GO): mitochondrial electron transport, succinate to ubiquinone
Molecular function (GO): flavin adenine dinucleotide binding; electron transfer activity; succinate dehydrogenase (quinone) activity
Source: RefSeq, a predicted model, not a curated record